Thermothielavioides terrestris NRRL 8126 is the source of this 834-nucleotide messenger RNA. RefSeq lists its product as uncharacterized. The transcript has a single exon. The record is from RefSeq and is a predicted model, not a curated record. NCBI's taxonomy places the organism in Eukaryota, Fungi, Ascomycota, Sordariomycetes, Sordariales, Chaetomiaceae. Bases 1 to 834 code for a protein of 277 amino acids.
AUGCAUUCUCUUUCCCUUCUAGCCUUCGCCGCUGUUGGCCCUCUGCUGGCCGCAGCGGCCAACUGCACACGCGAGUUCCUCAAGGGCACUGCCGACAGCCUAGUCGCCGCGCAAACCGCUGGCGACCCGAGCCAGCUCAAGCCCGUCUCGGAGAGCCUGGUAUACCGCGAGAACUACGCGACCGCGGCCUUCAAGUCGGGCAUCCUAGCUACGGCUCUCAAGAUCGACCACAGCCGGCACGACCUCGACACGACCCAGUGCGCCACCUUCACGGAGCUGGUCUCGGCGUCGGGGCCCAAGCCCUACGUGAUCGGCGUCCAGAUGUACUUCACGGACGGCGCCGUGUCCAAGAUCGACACGCUCAUCACGUCCACGGGCGACUGGCUCUUCAACGCGACCAACACGCUCAAGUGGACCAGCCAGGAGGACUGGGGUACCAUCCCCGAGGACAAGCGCGACACCCGCGCCGUGAUCCAGGCGGCCGCCGACGCCUACUGCGACAUCUUCAGCAACAAGAGCGUGGUCGUGCCGUGGGGGAGGCCGUGCGCGCGGCUCGAGGGCGGCGCGUACACGGGCAACGGCGGGCCCAACGACCGGUGCGACGUCGGCAUCCCCAGCGGCGUCUCGCUGACCGACCGGCGCUACGUCAUCGACGAGACGAUCGGGGCCGUCUCCGUCUUCCUGAGCUUCUCUGGCAUCCCCGACAGCCACGAGUUCCGGAUCGAGAGCGGCAAGAUCCGCUACGUCCACACCAUGACCGUCAUGACCGCCGCCAGAGGCAAUGGCAGGGGAAUGAGGAAGGUGAGGGGGAUCGUGAGGCCCCUUGCCAACUAA